Molecule: messenger RNA, 3463 nt
Organism: Xenopus tropicalis (tropical clawed frog)
Lineage: Eukaryota; Metazoa; Chordata; Amphibia; Anura; Pipidae
Gene: sh2b1
Product: SH2B adaptor protein 1
Exons: 9
Coding region: 1161-3185 (674 amino acids)
Biological process (GO): cell surface receptor protein tyrosine kinase signaling pathway; signal transduction
Molecular function (GO): signaling adaptor activity
Source: RefSeq, a predicted model, not a curated record
ACCUUCAGAGGGCUCCCCAGGAACCUUCAGGCACCUCCCUGUAGGGCCCCAGGAGCCACUUCCUUAUAGGGUCCCACAGGAACCUUCAGAGGGCUCCCCAGGAGCCCGGGCACCUCCCUGUAGGGCCCCAGGAGCCACUUCCUUAUAGGGUCCCACAGGAACCUUCAGAGGGCUCCCCAGGAGCCCGGGCACCUCCCCUGUAGGGCCCCAGGAGCCACUUCCUUAUAGGGUCCCACAGGAACCUUGACGCCUCUGAGGAAGGGCUCCCCAGGAGCCCGGGCACCUCCCUGUAGGGCCCAAGUACAUACUCGCUGGGACGAACCUAUUCUUACUGGCACCCCCGAUACCUGGGCACCUAGUGACAGUCGCUUCUACCCCCACAGGUGGGCCCCAGAAAUGUAGCCCCCAACAUAUAGGGAGACACUGACCAGGUGUUUCAUUUAUGGGGUGUCUGAACCCGGAAAUCCGAGACUUAACCCCCAGCGCUGCCUGUACCCCAGGGGGACAUCCAUACAAAUUAACUCUACUUAGGGGCAAUUGUUUCCUUGCUGUGCCCCAUACUGGGGUAUUAGCCCUGUGACCCAGGAUCCUGCGCUGUACAACUGGUGGGGUUACAGCCCAUACCCCUUCCUUAUAGGGCUCAGUGUGUACAGAUCUUGGGACUGAGGGGUGCUGCACCCUUGGUUUGUGGGGUACUGGUGCUUUCCAGCAGUGUUACCAUAUGAACCCCAAUAAUGCAGGGUUUCCUUCCUGUGUCCCCCCUAGAAACCUAAAAGUCACAUGACGGGCGGCCCCAUUAUACUCCAGUCAUUCAGUAAGGAUUGUGGCUAUCAGUCUUGGUCUGGGGUGGAGCUUACUAAACAGAAUUAUAUAAGGGUACCCCAGUAUUCAAAGUGGGGGUCACUUCCUGCUGUAGUAGCCUUUGUAGCCCCCAAACUCCCUUCAGUAGAACUUGAGCUGACUGCGCCUGGGGCUUCUGGAAGGGGCAGAACUACAGAAUCGGGGGCAGGUAUUGUUGUGACUAGCGGAAGAACUGGGGCCACAGCCUAGGGGCACCCCACACAGCCAGGGACCAAAUACUGGGGGGCUUGGGCAAGAAGAAUUUGCUACAGGAUGGGCAGAAGGCACGAGGAUACAAGGAGCAGCUGACCUGUGCCCCCAUGAUGAAUGGCAGCAUCCCCCCCGAGGGCUCCUCCUGUUCCCCCUCGCCCAACUGGAAGGAGUUCUGUGAGAUCCACGCCCACGCUGCCGCUUUGGACUUUGCCCGGCGCUUUCGGACCUUUCUCAGUGAGAACCCGCAGUAUGCCACGCCGGGAGCGGAGAGCAACUUCUCCCGAAGGUUUGCCGAGCAUUUUGUGGAGCACUUUGAGACAGAAGUGAACAAGAGCCAGGUUGGUGACGGCCCUUCUCCAAACCGCUGCAGUAUCGCCCCUUUUACCGGAGUCCAAUCCUCUAACCGGGACCUGUCGGAGACUUGCAGUGACUCUUCUCUGGCUUCCCCAGUAGAGACACAACCGAGGCAGGACUCCUCCGGUAUUACCUCCGGACUCUCCAGCAGCCAAUCCCACAGCUCCGAGGAUGUCUCCACCUCUUCGGCGACAGCCAAGCCCCGCCUCAAGAAAAGGUUCUCUCUGCGCAAUGUCAGUCGGAGCGUCCGGGGCAGCGUCAGGGGGAUCCUGCAAUGGAAGAGCUCGGCAGAGUCUCCUACCGAGGAGACGAGUGGAGCCAACAGCAACUGCAAUUCUUCCGCCAGCAGGGCCGGGGGCGAAAGGUGGACUCAUAGGUUUGAGAAACUGCGGCUGAGCCGGCCACCCCCCCAUAGAACGGAGCUGAGAGAUGUCAGGCGGGAAGGGGUCCUGAACUUUGUGAUGGCCGAGGAAGUGAACAGUAGCCGGGCCAGGUGGCAGAAGUGCCGACUGCUUCUGCGCAAGUCUGGGGGUGAUCAGACGGAAGGGUACCUGCUGGAGUUUUACAUUCCUCCCAAGGCCACAAAGCCGCGGCUCAGCAUUCUCUGUUCCUCUAUCGUUGAUGUUCGGACCACAACUCCCCUGGAGAUGCCGGAUAAAGAGAACACGUUUGUACUGAAGACAGAGAGUUCCUCUGAGUACAUUCUGGAGUCAGUGGAUUCUCUGCAGAUGAAGUCCUGGCUGUCUGACAUAGAGGACUGCAUGAUAUCUAGGACCGGGACUGAAGCCACUGACCUUCCUCACAUUAACCAUUCAGAAAGCAUGCCCAGCCGGGAUCUACCUCUUAUACCCAGUGAGAGCAGCGAGCAUCUCUGCCAAGGAGCUUAUGGGGGCCUCUCUGAUCGCCCCUCAGCUUCCAUCUCCCCCAGUUCAGUUUCCAUGACACCCUCACACUUUGACUCCAUGGAACUUCUCCCCCCAGAAUUGCCACCGAGGGCACCUAUUGACGAGAACGAGAGGCUGCCGAAUCCCAUGGGUGCCCCCUUCCCUGACACCCCUGAUAAUGCAGCGCCAUUCCUCUUCCAGGGGGAGGCAGAACCCGGAGACGGGGAGCACCCCCUCUCUGAGUAUCAGUGGUUUCAUGGCACCCUAUCCCGGCUGAAGGCUGCGCAGCUCGUCUUGGCGGGGGGCACCAGCAGCCACGGGGUAUUCCUUGUGCGACAGAGUGAAACGCGCCGGGGGGAGUAUGUGCUGACGUUCAACUUCCAAGGGAAAGCCAAGCACCUGCGGCUGUCACUCAAUGAAGAUGGGCAGUGCAGAGUCCAGCAUCUCUGGUUCCAGACCAUCUUUGACAUGCUGGAGCACUUCCGCGUUCACCCCAUCCCGCUAGAGUCUGGGGGCUCCAGUGACGUCACGCUCAUCAGUUAUGUGGUGUCUUCUCAGCGGCUGCACGAGGUGCCCAGCAGCAGCAGCCGUAACCCACCCCCGCUCCCUCCUCACCCUUUGUCUCUACAUCGGGGUGCUGAUGGGGCAGUGCAGCCGCCGUGGUACCCACUCAGUUCCUCGCCACCGGACGAAGCUCUUGGCAUCCGCCCCACUCCUGAACUGCCCGCUGCUCAGCACGAGGAGGAGAGAGCGCCCCCUAUGGAGGAACAAGAAGAGGCUGCCGUUCACCUUCAGCAGUUGCACCCAGGAGGGGGGAGCUCAGAGGACACGAGUGAUUCGGGCAGUGCCGCCUCCCGGGCACGAGCAGUCAAUAACCAGUAUUCCUUUGUGUGAGCGCAGGGGGGUGGGGGGCACUUGCGCAUAUUGGGUGCCCGCGCUGCCCCACUAUGUGCCUAUAGACACACUAACAUGGCCAAGGCCCGGCGGAACCCUCUGAUAUUGGGUGUGAGCGCAGAGGGGUGGGGUGCCCGCGCUGCCCGACUGUGUGCCCGCCUAUAGACACACUAACAUGGCCAAGGCCCGGCGGAACCCUCUGAUAUUGGGUGUGAGUGCAGAGGGGUGGGGUGCCCGCGCUGCCCGACUGUGUGCCCGCCUAUAGACACACUAACAUG